Yamadazyma tenuis ATCC 10573 is the source of this 447-nucleotide messenger RNA. It is a transcript of the gene MRPL19, whose product is annotated as mitochondrial 54S ribosomal protein uL11m. Gene Ontology annotation, molecular function: structural constituent of ribosome; large ribosomal subunit rRNA binding. Gene Ontology annotation, cellular component: ribosome; mitochondrial large ribosomal subunit. The record is from RefSeq and is a predicted model, not a curated record. Lineage: Eukaryota; Fungi; Ascomycota; Pichiomycetes; Serinales; Debaryomycetaceae. Gene Ontology annotation, biological process: translation.
AUGUCUGCCAAAGGAGCUUUAGCCAAAAAUGUUAUGGUCAAGCUUAUAGUGGGAGCCGGCCAAGCAGCUCCUGCUCCUCCUGUGGGUCCGGCAUUAGGGUCCAAGGGGGUGAAAGCCAUCGAUUUCUGUAAAGAAUUUAAUGCAAGAACCGCAAAUUUACAACCAGGAACUCCCAUUCCAUGUGUUUUGACAGUUAAACCAGAUAGAACAUUCACCUUUGAAAUGAAAUCACCUCCCACGUCUUGGUUGUUGAUGAAAGCUGCCGGAAUCAAGCAGGGAUCCGGAAGACCUACUCAUGAUAUCGUCGGCCAAAUAUCCUUGAAGCAUGUGUAUGAGAUAGCCAAGAUCAAAAAGACUGAUGAAAGACAUAAAGAAGUUGAAAUGCAAGCCAUUUGUGGAGCCAUUAUACUGACAGCUGAUGCAAUAGGUGUGAAAGUAGUGCCCUGA